Misgurnus anguillicaudatus (oriental weatherfish) is the source of this 936-nucleotide messenger RNA. RefSeq names its product collectrin, amino acid transport regulator (gene cltrn). Gene Ontology annotation, biological process: positive regulation of amino acid transport. The record is from RefSeq and is a predicted model, not a curated record. Lineage: Eukaryota; Metazoa; Chordata; Actinopteri; Cypriniformes; Cobitidae. Gene Ontology annotation, cellular component: plasma membrane; extracellular exosome.
GUCUCUGUGUUUGUCUCGGCUCUCUCAUGCAGGAGGGAGGUCGUAUCAUUGCUUAACCAUUAAGCCACUGUGCCCGCCCGGCCCUCUUGAGCUGUUUAUAAUCUCUGACCACUGAAUUUAACAGCAUAUGUGAUAAAGAGACAGACAUCGAAGCGUUCAUUCAGCCGUAGAGAUGUUAACCAGAAUCCUUCCCCUGAUAUUCCUGCCUUCUGUGCUGACGCAGGAUCUCUGUAAAGAUGGCAAAGAUGGGAAUAAAGUCAGAAUAAGCCUUAAAACAGGUCUUGGAGGUGAAGCUUACGAGUGGAACGAGAGCGAGAUGUUUCUCUUUAGAUCUUCGCUAGCAUUUGCAAUGAAGAAACAAACCGGUGAUGACACAUUUGACAUUUCCAACAUACUGGUGUGCAAUGAGACCCGACGCGUGUCAUUCAUAUUUGUGGUGACAUCACCGACCAACACAUCCCAACUGAUUCCCAAAGCAGAGGUGCAGGCUGCCGUGAGAAACAGUAAACAUCGGAUCAACAGUGCGUUCCUGCUAUCAGACAUGACUCUAGAAUUCGUGGGAAUUCCACCAACGCUUGCCACCCCGAUCAAAUACGACACUCCCCCGUGGCUCAUCGUGUUCGGGGUCGUGAUGGGCGCUGUGGCCGUGGGGAUUUUAGCUUUGCUGAUGUCCACGGUGACCAAAGGGAGACGAGCUAAAGCUAAAGCUGUUGAUUCAGCGGAGGAGGGAGAAGGAAGAGAAGGGAGAGUCAAAGAGAACGGGACAUCACUUACACACCUGGAGUUAAAAGAUGGUGUCUAUAAUGAAGCAUUCAGCAGCGAUGAUGAGCGCUUAACACAGCUUUAGAUCCACACGAGAGGACCCAACACCUUUAACGCCAUUUAAAGUCCCUCAAUGGGGAAAACUCUUUCUGCUAUAUGGCAAAAAAAAGAAAA